GUAGGUUGGAGUGUGGAGGCGUGGAGUUAAGAGAGUUGAGAGCAGAAGUCGAGCUUCUAGUGCCAUUGCCUGAUGGUAAGCCUGGGGAAGAGCAGAGAGAGAGAGAGAGAGAGAGAUGGCAUCCAUCUAGCUGUGUAUUUUCAUUAUCUUGCAGUUAUUUUGAGAUGAUUUUUGCUGAAAUCCCAAGCUUUCAUUUAUCUCUGCAUUGAAGGUUUAAUCUUCCAAUCUGUUUUAUCCAUUGUUGUUGCUGCUGGCUCAAGAUCAUCUAGGGUUUUGACUGGCGUGGUUCAUUAAUUUUUUUCCCUCUUAAUUCUGCUGCUACCCGGUUGCCUUUCGUUAGAGCUUUAAUUACCUAAAAGACGAUUUUUUCGUUUCAUCAAUGUCAACGAUUGUCCAUUCCAUUUUUCGUUUUAUAUCGACGUCAUACGGUUUCAGAAACCCAAGGUAUAUUAUUACUCAGAAGCGCAUGCUUGGGAGUACUUCUGCUGCUGAUAACUACUGGAAUCUCUUGCAGAAAAAUGAUUCUGGAUCAGGUUUAGAGCGAAAUUUAGGAAAAACUAAUGGAAAAUUAGAUGCUUUGUGUGUCGAAGAUGUUCUGCGGAGGUGCUCCUCUGAUCGAGCAAUACUGGGACUGAGGUUUUUCAUUUGGGCGGGCCUUCAAUCAUAUUAUAGACAUAGCAGUUUGAUGUAUAACAAAGUUUGUCAAUUAUUUGAGAUUGAUCGUAAGCCACAAUUGCUGAAUGAUGUUUUAGAAGUGUAUAGAAUUCGUGGUUCUUUGGUUACUGUGAAAGUGUUUAAAGUGAUUUUAAAUCUCUGUAAAGAGGCAAAGCUCGCAGAAGAGGCUUUAGGGGUAUUGAGGAAAAUGGGAGAGUUCAAUUGCCGACCUGAUACUUCUUCCUAUAAUGUUGUUAUACGACUCUUCAGUGAGAAGGGAGAUAUGGAUGUGGCAUCUGGACUAAUGAAAGAGAUGUCUAUGAUUGAUCUUUACCCUGACAUGCUAACUUAUAUCGAGAUGAUCAAGGGCUUCUGUAAUGUGGGUAGGUUCGAGGAAGCCUGUGGGCUUUUCAAGGUUAUGCACACUCAUGGUUGCGUUCCAAGUGUUGUGGCUUAUUCUGCAUUGCUUGAUGGAUUUUGUAGGGCUGGUAAUAUGGAGAGAGCAAUGGAGUUAUUGGGGGAUAUGGAGAAAGUGGGUGGUGAUUGUUCACCAAAUACAGUUACAUACACUUCUGUGAUACAGAGUUUCUGUGAGAAGAGAAGGUCAACAGAGGCACUAGGAUUUUUGGAUCGAAUGAUGGCUCAUGGAUGUCGUCCAAAUCGAGUUACAAUUAGUACUUUGAUUAAGGGUCUCUGUGUUGAAGGUCGUAUAGAGGAGGCUUAUAAGCUUGUAGAUAAAGUUGUUGUGAAUGGGAGUGUUUCAAGUGCUGCAUGCUAUAGUUCUCUUGUAGUUUGCUUGCUGCGAAUAAAGAACAUAAAGGAGGCAGAGAAACUCUUUAGAAGGAUGUUAAAUAAUGGAGUGCAGCCUGAUGGGUUGGCUUGUAACUGUAUGAUGAAAGAGAUUUGUUUGGAGGGACGGGCCAUGGAUGGAUUUGGUUUGUACUGUGAAAUGGAGAAGUUCAACUCUCUAGAUUCUGUGGACUCUGAUUUUUACUCGGUUCUUUUAGCAGGACUUUGUCAUGAAAGUCAUCUGUUGCAAGUUGCAGAGGUUGUUAAUGCAAUGAUCAAGAAGAGGUUUCGAUUGAAAACUCCUCAUCUUGAUGUUAUGGUUGAAUGCCUGGAGAAAUCUGGUCAAAAGGAACUUGCUUUGCAUCUUGCAAAACUUGGGACAUAGGGGGUGGGGAAAGAUUUUCAAGGUUUUCAAUUCUAAAUCUGUAUAGAGAUUCCAUCUAUUUGUUUGUCCAGGUUUUCUUCACUGAUUCAUUCGCUGAUCUCUGUAGUCUUUGUACUCUCAAAUGUUUGUUUUUGUGAAAUCACCAGUGACUAAGAUCACUAAACAAAACUUGGUUGACCCUGGAUUUUCUGCUUCUUUAGUACUAAGCCCUUUUGAUUCAGAUACUGAAUCUGACUCCAAUCAAACCCUUAAACCUGCAAGAACUUCUUCUGAACCUACGCUCACUACACCCAACCUCAAAACCAACCUUUGAUGAAGAUGGGGAAACAGAGCCUCUUCUGCUUCAUCUUCAUAUUCUUGUACUUCAGCACAAGAACAAAUACAAGAAUGACUUCCAUGACUCUGGAGGAUUAAAGAACCAGCCGUUCAAGAACUAUAAAACUAUGCCAACAAGGCUGAGUACGAACACUGUCAAUGGCUGGUUGAAUGCUGAGAAUAUCAAGAGGAUGCUAAUAACACUCUGAUUGCUUUGCAUAAGCUGGGAGAAAAUCAUGAGGACCCACAUGACUGCUGCUGAUAUUGAUCAAGAUCUCAAUCGGGAUUGCUCAGGGAAUGGAUUUCACAAUAGACAAGUUGAGGUCUUUGAUUGAGGCCCACGUUGAUGUGAAUACUACAGACAAUUAUGGUUUGAGAAUGUUCUAUGGUGGAUUCAUAAAGAGGCGAUCGAACCAGAUGAAGCAAACCUGUUAUGCAGAAAUAAGCCAGAUCUGGCAGGCAUUCUCUCUGCUAAUGCUGCUGCUCUGGCUUCAAUGAUAUCCUCACCAAGGGUGACAAAUGAUGUCGUUCAGAAGUCUGCUGCUGCCUUGAAGGGCUCUGACCACCACGGUGCUGCAAUGUGAGUAUCAGACUGGAUGCUCAGCAGAAGAAGCUGAAUCUUCCAAUCAUCAAGAAGUCGACAAUAUGAAGGACCUGAACCAGAUUGGGUGGCAAUGCUUGAAAGGGAUGUGUUAAAAGACGAGCCCUGGAGUUGGUUGGAGGAAUGAUGUUGCAUGGCUAAAUGAAGCCAAAAGACUUUUGGAAGAAGCUGUUCUCCUUCCUUUGUGGAUUGCCUAUGUAUUUCUAGGUAUAUACAUUUUCUUUGGAGGCUUCUUGAGAUCAUUGAGUGAUAUCAACAAGUAAUCCUAUCUCUCAAAGUGCCAAGUGAUUCAAAAGUCUCAGGUCAUUCGGAUUACUCUCUCUCUCUCUCUCUCUCUCUCUCUCUCUCUCUCUCGUUGAGAUUUAAGCCUAAUUCAAGGAUUUACAGGUCAUCUUUAGAAAGGGUGUGUGGAGCUUUGUAACAGUGGAGGAAAUGAUAAACAAGCUGGGUCUGUUCUCUGCUAACGAGACUGUCGGAAAUUUUUGAAAUCUAAAAUGGUCUAGGUGAAAUAUUUUACUUCCUUUACAUCA
Molecule: messenger RNA, 3274 nt
Organism: Macadamia integrifolia
Lineage: Eukaryota; Viridiplantae; Streptophyta; Magnoliopsida; Proteales; Proteaceae
Product: pentatricopeptide repeat-containing protein At5g47360
Exons: 5
Coding region: 380-1828 (482 amino acids)
Molecular function (GO): protein binding
Source: RefSeq, a predicted model, not a curated record